Messenger RNA from Aspergillus wentii DTO 134E9, 1677 nucleotides. RefSeq lists its product as uncharacterized. Lineage: Eukaryota; Fungi; Ascomycota; Eurotiomycetes; Eurotiales; Aspergillaceae. The record is from RefSeq and is a predicted model, not a curated record. Bases 1 to 1677 code for a protein of 558 amino acids. The transcript has 2 exons. Gene Ontology annotation, molecular function: shikimate 3-dehydrogenase (NADP+) activity.
AUGCAAUCCACCCAAGAACCAACAGGCUUUGCCUACCUUACCGGCAUCGGAGUCACCCACUCCAUCGCCCCUCCAAUGCACAACUUCAUCUCCAAAUCCCUCGGCUACAACUGGCAAUUCAUCGCCCAGGAAUGCCCCACCGUCGAAGAUGCAGUCCGUCUCUUCCGUCUGCCUUCCUUUGCCGGUGCCGUCGUGACUAUGCCCUACAAGAGGACGAUCAUGGAUCAUCUGGACGGAUUGGAUGAAUAUGCCGUCAAACUGGGUGCUUGCAAUAAUGUCUACCGUGCUGCGGAUGGCUCUUUGCGAGGAACAAACACCGACUGGGUGGGUGUUAAAGGAUGUCUAUCAUCAGCCAGUGAAGACGGACGGGGCAAGCCAGCUGUUAUUGUCGGUGCUGGCGGUGCAUCACGGGCGGCUAUCUUUGCCCUGCAUGAGCAUCUGGAAUGUAAUACCAUCUACAUUGUCAAUCGGGAUGAGGAUGAAGUUGCUGUUGUUUUGGAUGAAGUGAAUAGGGCAUACGGGGAUGCCCUCAAUCUGGUGCAUGUUCAACGCGUCGAUCAAGUGGCAGCUCUAUCUGCUCCCUUUUAUAUCGUCGGCACAGUCCCAGAUGCAGAACCACAGACUCCAGCGGAGAUUGAGAUCCACGCUAUUGUCGAUGCCUUCCUUUCACUUCCCACUAAAGGAGUCCUGCUGGACAUGUGCUUCAAACCCCGACGCACUCGAUUCAUCAAGGCAGGAGAAAAAAGCGGAUGGAAAACUGCAGGCUUCAAAGGAAUUGAAAUCUUCUAUGAAGAUUUGGAAUAUCUCGCCAAAGAAAAGGGAGACAUCAACACCAGCACCAUCCUUGCAGCCGCCAAAGACGCAAAGGAACUCUGCAACCAACACAACCUACAAAUUAUCGGCCUGCAGCCCUUCAUCUUCUACGAAGGUCUCAUCGAUCGGCGUGUACAUGAAGAAAAAAUCGCCAAGUUGAAGAUAUGGUUUCAGAUUGUCAAAAUCCUCGACACCGAUAUUAUUCAAAUUCCGUCUAAUUUCCAGUCAGAAGGCAUAUCCGGCGAUCUAGAUCUUAUUGUUGCGGAUAUGAGAGAGGUCGCAGAUAUGGGAUUGAAAGAAGAGCCAGUCGUUCGUUUUGUAUAUGAGAAUCUGGCUUGGGGAACUUUCAUCUCAACCUGGGAAGGCGCCUGGGAUAUCGUCCAGCGUGUUGAUCGGCCUAAUUUCGGCAUUUGCUUGGAUACCUUCAACAUCGCUGGACGUAUCUGGGCUGAUCCUGCUAGCAUCACGGGCAAAACACCGGAUGCAGAUGCAGAAUUGGCGGCUUCGAUGGAACGACUAGUCCAGACGGUUGAUGUGAACAAAGUUUUCUAUGUUCAAGUCGUCGACGCAGAGAGAAUGCAGCAGCCAUUGGCCGAAGGUCAUCCAUUCCACGUGGAAGGACAGCCACCGCGUAUGAACUGGAGUCGCAAUGCAAGACUGUUCCUGUACGAAACUGAUCGAGGUGCAUAUCUUCCAGUCCUUGAGGUGGCCAGGACUAUCUUCAAGGGCCUCAAAUACAAAGGAUGGGUUUCCAUGGAGUUAUUCUCACGAACCAUGGCAGAUCCAGACCCAACGGUGCCUCGAACACAUGCACAGCGGGGGAUGGAUUCAUGGAAACAGCUGGCGGAAGAAAUGGGUCUCUAG